Messenger RNA from Poeciliopsis prolifica (blackstripe livebearer), 1759 nucleotides. RefSeq names its product cd22 molecule (gene cd22). Bases 59 to 1108 code for a protein of 349 amino acids. The record is from RefSeq and is a predicted model, not a curated record. NCBI's taxonomy places the organism in Eukaryota, Metazoa, Chordata, Actinopteri, Cyprinodontiformes, Poeciliidae. The transcript is spliced from 7 exons.
UCGCCACAGUUUGCUUUGACAAAUGAACUAUCAACUCAGUUCCUUAUUCGUGUAGAACAUGAUACAAGUGGUGAUUCUUCUUCUGCUGCAGCAGGCAGAGAAAGUGAGUGCUGCCUGGUCGGUGACCUUUGAGGACGCCGACGUUUGUGCUUUGAGGGGGUCUUCGGUGGAGUUCAGGUGUUCGUACAGAUACCCAGACAAGGAAUCCGUCAGAGAGACCGCAUGGCACAGAGGGAUGAUUCAGAAUGGCGUCUUGAAACGCGUCAGGCUUUCAGACCUUCCGUCAUACGACGGUCGAUUUGAGUAUCGGGGUGAUCACGCACACAACUGCAGCCUGGUUUUGCGCGACCUGCAGGAGAACGACACUGGACAUUACUUCUUCUGGUUUGACACAGAUAUGUUUGGACGGCGCAGUAAGACGUCAGUGAGUCUCUCUGUCACAGGGCUGGAAGCCAGAGUCCGCCCCGACAGAGUGAGACUCGGAGACAGCGUGACCCUGGACUGUCGGACAAAGUGCCAAAUCGGCAACAUAACCUGGUUCAGAGACGGACGCCCGGUGGCAGAACCAACGUUUCAGGCUCAGACCACAGAUACCGGAAACUAUUCAUGUGCUUUUGAGGGGGUAACAACCUCACAAUCAGAUCCUGUGGCUCUGGAUGUUUGGUAUCCUCCGCUGAACGUAUCCGUUGAGGUGAAGCGCUCUGGCCCUCUGCUGGUCGGCAGCAACGUGACUUUGACCUGCAGAGGUUCUGGCAGCCCGGCUGCAAUCACUUACACCUGGUGGUACAGCAGCGACGUCUCCAACUCCAGCACCGAGCUCCAGGUGGGCUCGGGGCAGGUGUUGAGUAUUUCCUCCGUCGAGCUGACCCACUCUGGGACGUAUAUCUGCCAGGCCCAGAACCGUGCGGGCGAGAGCCGUUCAGCUGAGCUGCUGCUGGCGGUGGAAGAAACAGUCCAUCCUUUAAUUGUCCUUGGAAUUGGAAUUAAGGUGAUUAUUCUGCUUGUGCUGCCACCGAUUCUAAUCUGGGUCUGGAAGCGUCGGUCUUGUUCUGAUGCAAAGAAUGAAGAGAAUACCAGCAAUGACUAUGAAAAUGUGAUUUUUGGAUGAAAGAACAACAACUCCCCUCCGCCAGCCUUCAUCAGAUCAGAUAAAAGUGGUAUCAAAUGUUUGUGCUACGUUUUUGCUGGUUUGUGCAGCAAUGAAUGACGUUUGUGCUGCUGUCAUUUUAAAGAUAUAAAGAAAUGUUUCUAGAGGUCAUCAAAGGUCAAUGAACAUCGGUUCAUGCUGGAUCUGUGACUUUCAUUUGAAAUUGUUAGGUGCCAACAUAUGAACAAUAAAAAACAAAUUCAUUUUAUCGAUGAAAUUCACUUGGAACCAGGUCUUAUUUAGACUGAACUGGUGCAACACCUGCCAAAACACACCUGGUGACCUGUAUUUUAAUUUCUGACCACCAGAGGACGAUAUUGGACAAACAAUUCUUUUUCUUCAAUCAUCUCUUCUAAAAUUCCUCCAUUAUAAUCACCUUUAUCUCCCCAUGAAGUGCUAUGUGCAUUGAAGUCCCCACACCAAACUACUUUCCACCUCCAGUGUUCUAGGAUUGUAUCAAGUUUUAACUUUUCUUAUUGUUUGUAAUAAUUUAUUAUUGUAAUAUUCCCAUUGUUUGUCCAGUUUUCUAUAGCAAUAAGUUCUAAGUCUGAUGUUAUUUGGAGCUGAAUAAAUUUUAUUUAAUGGCACAUCCUCCUCCAUUACCCUUUAUCC